AUGAUGGCGACCUUCAGCAGCCCUGCCUCAUGCGAGGAGAAGGUCGGACUCCGCUCCUUCCUCGGAGCCGACUCUCCGGUCACCGGCUCCCGACGACCAUCGACCGCACCCAUCCAGCCGCGCACGCCGCCGUACAACCAUGAACCUUCGCAACCUCGCUCGUCGUCGCACUCUCGCUCUUUCUCGUCGUCCUUCUUCAACCUCUUCCUUCCUCGCCGCUCAAGCAACUCGUGGAUGCCGUCGUCGACUGCGUCACCAACGUCCUCCUUCGGCUCGUCGUCGUCCUACACCCAGGCGCUCUCUUACCCUGCGCCAGGUCGUCCAGCGUCGACGACCGCGACAUUUUCCGCUCGACGAGGCCGCCCACAGCCAUCCAAGUCGAAGACAGUGGCCGCCGUCGCCACCUCGUGCAUCAGCUGGCCGCUCGAGCGUGAUUGCGAAGCCGCGUCUGUCUGGGUGUUGGGCUACAGAGACGACGGCGGCGCCGACGACAGGAGCCGAGCGAGGAAGCUCGAGGCGCGAGUCGACUGUCGCUGCCAUGACUGCGGUGCAAGCGAGUGGCGCAGGACGGCGGUCUUGUGA
Rhodotorula toruloides NP11 is the source of this 582-nucleotide messenger RNA. RefSeq lists its product as uncharacterized. The transcript is spliced from 2 exons. Bases 1 to 582 code for a protein of 193 amino acids. The record is from RefSeq and is a predicted model, not a curated record. Lineage: Eukaryota; Fungi; Basidiomycota; Microbotryomycetes; Sporidiobolales; Sporidiobolaceae.